This is a messenger RNA of Morus notabilis, 1246 nucleotides long. RefSeq lists its product as uncharacterized. The transcript has 2 exons. Lineage: Eukaryota; Viridiplantae; Streptophyta; Magnoliopsida; Rosales; Moraceae. The record is from RefSeq and is a predicted model, not a curated record. Bases 142 to 954 code for a protein of 270 amino acids.
GUUUCUCUUUUCCCUUUCCCAACUCAUAUUUUCCCAUCUCAGUUUCCUCCGUAUUCUCUCCCCUUCCCUCUAGCUCCACCACCACCACCGACGAGACUCGACUCGACGAGACACCAUACACCGUCGUUUCCAGACCAAAACAUGGCGCGUCGUCUCUUCGCCUGCUUCGGCAAAAGCGCCUCGGCCGCGACCACAAGCGACAGAAUCGGCACCGCCGACGUGGCGGCUGAGGAGCAGCGGCGCGGCGGCGCGGUGCUGGUGGAGCUCUUCUCGUCGCAGGGCUGCGCCACCUCGCUGGAGGCGGAGCUUCUGCUGUCGAGGCUCGGGAGGGGGGAUUUCGACGAGAUGGGCCUCCCGCCGGUGAUCAUCUUGGCCCAUCAUGUCGAUUACUGGGACUACAUGGGCUGGAAGGACCCCUUUGGGUCUAGCCUCGCCACCGUCAGGCAAAAGGCCUACGUCGAGGCCCUUAAGCUCGAUACGAUAUUUACGCCCCAGGUCGUGGUCCAGGGUAAGGCCCAUUGCGUUGGGAAUGAUGAGAAUGCUUUGUUGGGUUUGAUUAGGGAUGCACCCAGAUGCCCUGCUCCCACGUUCCAGGCAACUUUCCGAAGACCUUCACCAGACUCCCUACAAGUCUCCUUAACAGGCGCUUUGAGGACAAAGGUGGACAACUAUGGCGCCAAUGUGAUGGUGGCCUUAUAUGAAAACGGGCUGGUGACCGACUGCGCUAGAGGAGAGAACAAAGGGCGUGUCCUUUCAAAUGACUUCGUUGUCAGGAAACUCGAAAAGCUCUGCACCGUCAAAGACGUCUCAGCCAAGAAGAUUGUAUCAGGAACUGUGAACUUCCCUCUCUGGGAAGGUUUCCACGGAAGCAAAUGUAGCGUCGUUGUCUUUGUCCAGAGCACUUCUCAUCAGGUCUUGGGCUCGCAGAACUUCGAAUUACCUAACGAGAUAUGAGAUUUUGAAUGCAUUGCAGAACUUGCCUGUUCUAGUUUGCCAUGAUUACACGAUUCAACUCUCAUCUUAGGGUCAUUUCAUGUACAGGAUGUGUUCUUUUUUUUUUUUUCCUUUAGGAUACGGAUUUGUUUGCUUCUCAUGAUAUUCUUGUUAUUCUGGGAUGGCGUAGUGAAUUGGUUUAGGGAUCGGGAGAGAAAUUUGCAUUGAUGCUAUACACUUUCAUCAUUUGACUCAUGGAGAAAUUGAGUUGUAAUAGUUUUAUUGCCAUUUUUAUAUUGCUUUUCUCUUUUCA